UUUGACACUAGAUUUUGCAUGAGAACUCUUAUCAUAUUCGCCAGGUGCUGGCAAUUUUUCUAUGUUCAACAAUGACUGUUUGAAUAUAAAUAAAUAAUAUUUUAGAGUGUAGAUUGCAAUUCGUUUCAAUUAAAAUUGUAUUCUAAUAAGAUAGUUUGCAAAUGUUCAAUUUAAAGAAUCCUUUCUAGUUAUUUUUUUUUCUAUUUGAGGACUUUCAAGGCGACAUGGUGCAAAACAACAAAGAAUUCAAUCAUGGAUUUUGGCACAUCAAUUUACAGGAAUUUGUAUGCGGAUGGGGUGCUUCGUUUAUCAACAUCUCCGUUACAUAUCCCGUUUACAAAAUCAUGUUUCGACAGAUGUUGCAUGGGGUUGAAAUAAAGUCCGCAGUUCAAGAGCUUCGUCAUGAAGGUUUUGCAUUUUUAUAUCGUGGUAUUUUGCCACCGCUUGCCCAACGAACGGUUUCAUUGUCUCUGAUGUUCGGAUUAUACGAUGGAACCAAACGACCGCUAGUCAAAUUAGGUGUUAAUGAAUAUGUGGCUAAGUUUGUGGCCGGAAUGACUGCAGGUACGGUUGAAGCAGUUCUGAUGCCAUUUGAACGUAUACAGACUCUUCUCGCCGAUUCGCAUUAUCAUACUCACUUUAAAAAUACAUCAGAAGCAUUUCAUUAUGUGUGCAUGAAUUAUGGUUAUCGUGAAUUGUAUCGAGGCAUAACGCCCAUUCUAUGGCGAAAUGGUCCUUCAAAUGUGCUAUUUUUCAUAAUACGCGAAGAAGCCGCUGUACGACUACCGAAACGAGAAGACCACAUCAGCAGGUCGGUUCAGGAGUUUUUAAGCGGAGCAUUUAUUGGUGCCUCUCUUAGUUCAUUAUUUUACCCAUUAAAUGUGCUUAAAACAAAAAUGCAAGCCACCGUCGGUACGCCGAAUCUAAGUUUAAGCGAUGCUUUUAAAGCGAUAUACACCGAACGAGGAUCAAAAAUAACGCAAGUUUACAAAGGUUGUGGUAUAAAUUGUUCGCGAGCGUUUGUCAGUUGGGGCAUUAUAAACGUAUCGUAUGAAGGAAUCAAACGUUUAUUCUUUUGAAGGAACAAAGCCAAACAUCUGGCGAAUGUGACAUUGAAUGCACAAAAUAAAAGUACGCUUUGCCCGCGAUCCACAACAAAAGAUAAUUAUUAUUUUGUUCGAAGAAAAUACUAGGCUAAUGAGAAGAGUAAUUGAAGGGGGAUUAACCACAUUUCGGUUAAUUGUGUGUGACCCAACCACAUUUUAUGUCUAGAUAUUUUUUUAAACUUACUAUAAUUAUCUUUUUUCUUCUUCUACGAUUCAAUCCAUAAGUUACCAGUUAGUUCAGUUUUUAUAAGAAAUUAAGCUCGCAACAGGAGCUAUAAAAUUCUGUCGAAAGAAUCAAUGUACAAGUCAAUUUUCGAAAUACAAAGUGUUUACAAGUGA
This is a messenger RNA of Contarinia nasturtii (swede midge), 1445 nucleotides long. RefSeq names its product solute carrier family 25 member 51. Lineage: Eukaryota; Metazoa; Arthropoda; Insecta; Diptera; Cecidomyiidae. The record is from RefSeq and is a predicted model, not a curated record. The transcript is spliced from 8 exons. The coding region runs from base 225 to 1079 and encodes 284 amino acids.